AUGGCGCCCCCUACGGUGGAACACGUCAAAACGUGCGAAAAUUGCGCUCGGGGAAAAAUCCGAUGCAUCCGAGCGCCGGACUCUUCUGUAUGCGAUCGAUGUCGUCGUCUUGACAAGGAGUGUUAUUUUCGGCCCGCUCGAGCCCGCUACAAUCCCACCAAGAAGGGGACACGAGUGGAGGCACUCGAAGCAAAGGUUGAUGAGCUGUUGGCCCGGGUUGGUAACCAGCAGCACACUACACCCCAGCCCGAAGUUUCUUGUGUUGCGCCUGCUGAGACGAGAGGCCCGUCCAACACAGAUAAAACUCAAGAUGUGAUUGAUCGUGGGGUAGUCAGCUAUAGUGAUGCUGCAAAGAUGCUUGACUCUUUCCGGCAGACUUUGAUGCCAUGUUUUCCAUUUGUUAUCAUCGCGCCGGAAACGACGCUGGAUCAGCUUCGGGCAGAGAAACCGUUCCUCUUGCUGGCUAUCAUCAAGGUCUCCAUGUAUAGGGACAUUGCGGCCCAGCAAAUCCUGGAGGAAACAUUCCAAUCCGCGGUUGCAGAUCGAAUGAUAUUUUCCCAUGCUCCAUCGAUGGAUGUUUUACAAGGACUACUCGUAGCCUUGGCAUGGCUGCAUCAUCAGAUCCAGCAUAUGAGGUUUUCUAGCUAUCUCCAUCUUGCCUGGAGCGUUGUGGGUGAUCUGCGGCUUGAUCGAGUAUCUGAAACCCAGUCAUUUUAUUCACGGAUGGAUAUGAGCAAGGUGUCAUCAGACCAUCGCAGCACGAAACAAUCCAAAAACGAAAGCCGGAGGGCUUUGAUUGGAUGCUAUAUGUUAUCCUCAUGUCGAUCGACCAUGUUUCAAAAGGAUCGCAUGAUGACUCGUCUAUCCUAUGUCGAGAAGCAAGCAUUCGAGUUACUAGAAAAUGCCGAAACUGCCAGUGAUAGAUGUUUGAUACAUUUGGUCAAAUUGCAACAGAUAUUUGAGCGAAUCGACGAUGCCGUGGUGACUACCACGAAUCCAGCACGACAAAUUGAUAUGAAUGGGUUUCAAUCUGAGAUAAACGAGUAUAAAACGACUCUGCCCGCAACGUUCUCUGAUAACUCCCUUCUUCAGUUCAAUUUACACACCCUGCAACUUUUCCUAUGCCAGGCUUGCCUGUUCGACAAACAUGAAACGGCCUACAUCGCUACUUCAUCAUUGGCCCGUUCCCACGCUGAUUCUGGACUCCCGCCUCAUCUCCGAAGUGGCCAGCACCCACUGGAUCUAUCAGAUUUCCAAGUUGAGCUCCUAAGCCUUGGUCUCACUGAGUCGAAGAAGUUCUUUGAUUACUUUUUCAAGUUCUCCCCUGAGAGUUAUGGUGUUAUCAGCCAUACGCAAUGGCUGCAAACAGGAUUCAACUUGGUUUUAGGCUGCAAACUUGCCGUGACAGGUGCAAGAUAUGCCCCGCGAAAUCAACAUGUCGGGGCCUUGUGCUCCGCUCUGAAUAUGCCUCAAAUCUUGAGGGGAGCAUCACAACGGCUCCAAUGGUUGAGCAAGGAUAAAGUGGAUGCAGAUGGGAAGCGACAAUCAAAACACUUCUAUGAGGUAUGGGUGGAACAUAUCCUUGAAUGGUUUGAACAGAAGUAUCAUCUGGCGCAGCCUGAGGUCACAGUUACUGCUCCCUCUGGGAUACCGGAAAGUGGCUUGGGGCCAUCUGUGUUUGGCAACCCAUCACCUUUACAGGAUACACCUCUCAUGAGUGAAGGCCCUGGCGCCACACAAGGUGCACAUACUGAUGUGACUGCCUCGUGGCCGGACUUCCUCUGGGAUAUCAGCACAGAAGACAUACUGGGUGGGUAUAUGGGGUUUUUGGAUAUGCCAUACUCCACUUUACCAUCUGGUUACGACAUGCCUUUGCCUUGA
Messenger RNA from Penicillium salamii, 1881 nucleotides. The record is from the annotation of a GenBank genome assembly. NCBI's taxonomy places the organism in Eukaryota, Fungi, Ascomycota, Eurotiomycetes, Eurotiales, Aspergillaceae.